UUGCAGUGUACUGAGGUCGGGUUCGAGGCGGUGGUGGGUCGGGCCACUCGCACGGCGGGUGCGGCCGAGAGCGCGCGGGCCGCCUCCGCCGCGUCGGCCGCGGGCGCGCUGCUCGCCGCCGCGGACGCUCUGGACGCGCUCGCCGACCGCCAGAGGUUCGUGGCCGCACACCCGACCGCCUUCGCUCCCCCGCGGCCCCUGCCCUACGCCGGGGACCCGCCCGGACUCCAAGACAGGAACAUGAGGGAGCUGCUGGGGGGCGCCGCCGAUGACGAGGACGCCGCUGACGCCGCAGACAGGGAGCUGCGGGCCAGGCUGGCUCAGCUCGAGGCCGGCGCCCGCACGCUCCGGGCCGAGUGUCGCGAGGCCGCCAAGACACUGGACGCCGCGGAGGCUGAGCUGGUGAGGCAGAUGGAGGGGCCCGAGGAGGCUUGGCGGGUCGACGCUCUGUUCGGGCCCGGAGCCGCGCCCGCCGCGCCGCCCGCCCCCGAGGACGACACGCCGCGCCGGGACCAGGAGGACUACUACCUGGCGAAAUUCCGGUCGUACGUGUCAUGUGCGGGGCGGCUGGCGCGUCUGGAGGCGCGCGCGGCGGCGGCCCGCGAGCGUCUGCUGGGCGGCGCGGCUCCUCCCCCCGCGCCCCGCUCGCCCCCCUCGCCCCCGCGCCGCUCGGCCGCGCGCCGUCGCGGGUACUUCGCCGCUCCCCUGGACGAGCGGCUGCCGGCCGUGCUGACGUCGUGCGUGCGCGUGAUCGCCGCCUACGGCCUGGAGCACCAGGGCGUGUUCCGAGUGUCGGGGUCGCAGGUGGAAAUGCAGGCUCUGCGGGCGGCCUUCGAGCGCGGCGAGGACCCGCUGGCCGGCGUGAGGGACGCCUCCGACAUCAACUCCGUGUGCGGGCUGCUCAAGCUGUACCUGCGCGAGCUGAGGCCGCCGCUGCUGCCGCCGCAGCUCCAGGAGCGCCUGCUGCGGGUGGCCGCGCUGCCCGACGACGCCGCCUUCGUGCGCCGCCUGCGGGACACGCUCGGCUCGCUGCCCCUGCCCUCGCUGCUCGUUCUCCGCUACCUGUUCGCCUUCCUGGCGCACCUCGCCGACCACUCCGACCGCAACAUGAUGGACGCCUGGAAUCUCGCCAUCUGUCUCGGUCCGACCCUGCUGGCCGCCUGGGGCGAGGGAGGCGCACAGGUCGCCGCGCAGAACCUCGUCAACGAGCUCGUCAAGAGAGCGAUCCUCCACCACGAGGAGGUGUUCCCGCAGGACGUCGCCCCGCACGCGCUCUACCGCCGGCUCGAGCCGACCGACGCCGUGGACCCCGCAGACGAGGCCGACGGGACGGACGAGCGGCCCGAGGACGCCGCGGACGAGAGACCCGCCGGGACCGCCGGGCCUGACGACGACGAUGACGGGCGGGACCUAUCGCUGUACGGAGACGACGACGACGACGAUGAUGACGGUAACGCGCUUAACAUACUCACACUGAGGACCCUCGGGACGCGGCUCGUAUACUCACUUACCGUGUGUCUGUCCACAGACGGCGGCCCCGGCGAGGGCGAGGCGGCCGCGUGGAGCCGCCCCACCUCACACAGGUAG
Messenger RNA from Danaus chrysippus (African queen), 1587 nucleotides. NCBI's taxonomy places the organism in Eukaryota, Metazoa, Arthropoda, Insecta, Lepidoptera, Nymphalidae. The record is from the annotation of a GenBank genome assembly.